GUUAGGGGUCACGCGACUGACAGCUUCUGCGUCUGGUUGGUUUGUUGCUGUCGGCACAUUUUUCACUCUACGGAUGGCAGUUUGUCACUUUGUUUUCGUUUUUUGAAGAAGUCUGUAUAAUAUCGGCUCCAUACAAAAAUAGGAAUGGUAGUUUUUGAGACGGAACGGCACUGUUUGAUAUAAUAUAUAUAUUGGUUCUCCUGCAUGAGGUGAAAAAUUAGUGGUGUAGUGUUACUUUUCUGUGUCUUGGUGGAACCGCCCAGCAAGGAGACACUGAGGCAGCAGUCUUUGCCAAAGGGAAGUGAGACUACCGAGAUUGUACUCCUUUGUUUCCAGGUAAUUGUGUGAAACAUAUUAUUUAUGUACUACCUCAUACAGUGGGAGAAUGGCAGAUGACAAAGAUGUUUUGCGAGAUGUGUGGUUUGGGAGAAUUCCCACCUGCUUUACUUUGUAUCAGGAAGAAGUAACAGAAAGAGAGGCUGACCCCUACUAUCUGCUCUUGCCUCGAGUGAGCUAUUUGACACUGGUUACUGACAAAGUGAAAAAGCACUUUCAGAAGGUGAUGAAGCCAGAAGAUAUUGGUGAAAUGUGGUUUGAAUAUGAAGGUACUCCUUUAAAAUGGCAUUACCCAAUUGGCUUACUCUUUGACCUCCAUGCCUCUCACACAGCACUUCCUUGGAGCAUUACUGUGCACUUUAAGGAUUUUCCAGAAAAGGAUCUUCUGCACUGCCCUUCAAAUUCUGUUAUAGAAGCUCAUUUUAUGUCUAGCAUUAAAGAAGCUGAUGCCUUAAAGCACAAAGGACAAGUAAUCAAUGAGAUGCAAAAGAAGGACCACAAACAGCUGUGGAUGGGCCUACAGAAUGAUAAAUUUGAUCAGUUCUGGGCUAUAAAUCGAAAGUUAAUGGAAUAUCCUGCAGAAGAGGGAGGAUUUCGAUACAUUCCUUUCCGGAUUUAUCAGACUGUAAGUGAGCGACCUUUCAUUCAAAAGUUGUUUCGGCCAAUCACAGCAGAAGGUCAGCCCCAUACACUCAUUGAUCUACUGAAGGAAGUCUCACCCUUUGCUGUUUCACAGGGUGGUGGUGAGAAGAAAUAUCAAGUGGUGAUUCAUGGAAUUGAGCCAAUGCUUGAAACGCCAGUGCAGUGGCUAAGCGAACAUCUCAGUUAUCCUGAUAACUUCCUUCACAUCAGUGUAAUACCUAUAUCCACAGACUGAAAUACUGGGUUCAUAUUUUAUUUCUGUCACUUAGGCAAUUUAUACUAAAACAUCUUUAGUUCUUUUUCAUUUUAUAUAUAUAUAUAUAUAUAUAUAUAUAUAUAUAUAUAUAUAUAUAUAUAUAUAUAUAUAUAUAUAUAUAUAUAAAUAAAUAAAUCUGGUAACACUCUGGCUGGAAGACCUCACUGCUAUAAGCAAACAGGAAAUAUUGAUUCUUGCUAGAUAAAGCAAGAAUGCUGCCAAUGCUUUGGAUUAGUUCUAUGUUCAUCUUUUGUCAUCACUUCCUCAGCUGCAACAUCAGACUUUUUCAUUCCAGUAUCUGCUUAAGUUUACCCAAGCAAAGAAAAAUGCUAUAUGUGAAGAACAACAGAAGUAAUGGAAAAAUUUCGGGCUCAGUCUUCAACUCCUAUUAGAAAAUAAACAAACAAGGGUAUUUCCUAAAGUAAGUAUGAUGGAACUGUACUAGCACAGCCCAUGGAAAGAAUAGCUUGCACUUUCCAGAGGUGUGUGUUUCAUGUAGUUAAUGAAUGACUCUCCUCUUAUUUAGCCUUUUUUAAUUACAUAAAAGGUACAUUCCAGUAUAUAUACAAAAAAUAACAAUGAAAGACCAUUAAGUAUUGUCUUUCUCAAAGCCCUGGUUUCGGAUUUUAGCCAGUACACUGUUAACAUUAAGUCAUACUUGUUUUUUGAGUAACUCAGCUAUGAGAUGUUUUUACUUUUGGGGUGGAGCCAAGUUGACAAUAUCAUCAUAUCACAUAUCAUUUAAACAACUCUGAAAGCCAAUAUACAUUUUUAAUGUGAAUUUACCUUGUGUGACUUCUAAAAAAAAAAAUAGAACAUUUAGAAACAACUUCUUAUUUUCAAUUCUGUGUAUAUUAGGAAACCUACAUUUGCCGAUGACAACGUCAGUUAGUUGAAUAAUGCUCCUCCUGAGAAACUUGUGCUGUUUGUGUGUCAUAGUUUUGUAUCAGAAUAAUUUGCCUCCUUGUUAAAUGCACUUUUCUUGUGUAAAAGACAUAAUUCAAAUGUGCCUGUUAAAAAUUUAAGGUAUCAUUUGCAAAGUUCAUUUGUUUUUAUACAGUCCUUCUUAGUUAAGUCAUUAAUGAUAGUAAGAGAUGGAUUCAAAUUUAAUUGAUCGUAUUCAUGCAGGAUAUAUUUAUGCUGUUUUGGAUUAAAUUUUCUCAUUUGAAUGAGUGUCGUACAGAAGCUUAUUUCUAUCUAUUUUUGGGCACUUCAGACCUCUUUGCAUUUUCAUUUUGUUAAAUUUAUUUAAAAAAUUAAUUAGCUUAAAAUACAUAAUAAUUUUAAACACGUAUUUAUGUAUUUUUUUAUGUAUGUUAUUCCCUAAAUGGCAUUUGUCAUAAAUCAUUGUUUCUUUCACUAGAAGUAAUUUUGAUAAUUGCUCUGACUUACAUUCUCAGAAUAAUGUUGUGCUUAGAGCCUCAACAGAAUUCAUUAUAUAUCAUUGAUAAACAUAGCAAUCGUUUUUUUUCAGAAAAUGUGGAUUACCAAAGGAAUUACAAGUCUGGUAUAUGAAGAUUUUGAGAUUAGCAAAAGUAUUUGAGUUUUGACAUUUUGUUUAUCAUGGGGUUGCACCAUAUUAAAGCAGGGAAUAACACAGUCAUCUUUGAUACAUAUGUAUUUUAAUUUUUGCCCAUGACUUUGGGGGAGAAAUAACUAACACAAGCAAUUGAAUUAAUUGUGGUUGCUGAGGAUGUAGACCGCACAAAACACUGUCUGAUGGUUAUUAGAGAAUCAGCACUAGAAUUAUUAAAUGAGAUUUAUGGUAUAUGAACAUUUUUUUCCCCAAAUUUGUCACCUGACUAAUUACAAGUAUCUGUCAAAAGUUGCUUGGGAUAAUUGUAUAAAUUGAAAAAAAAGUGUAACUUAAUAAACAGAAGUAACUUUGCCAUUUAUGUCCGUGCUUGUAUUUCUGCCAUGUAUGCACAUUUUUUACAUUACCUAUAGGAUUAAUAUGUCACACCACAUUAUUUGCAGAUUAAAAUGCUGUAUUAUACUCAAGAACAGAGAUUAUGUUGUAUUUUAUUAAUCUACUCUGUAAAGAAAAAGCCUCAAAUAUUAAUUUGUUAAAAGGAAGUUGUGAAGUCAUAUUCCAUUCAUUAAUUUUCUACAAAUGUGGUUAUUUGUUCACUCAUUAUGACUAUGCACUGUCUGGUAAUAUAUUUUGUGAGUUAAAGAGACCAUUAUAUAAACAAAUAUUGACCAGUGUUUAGUUUAUAAAAUGUGGGUACUCCACCUUGGCAUUUUAGUUUGCAAUUAUUUAGCCUUGCCUUUAUAUGGGGAUCUUUUCAUUGAAGUUGACACACAUUUUCUUUCUAGCUGAAAAUAUAUAAUGCCAUCUUAAGUGUCUUAUCAGUGUCUUUGAUGUCACCUACUGUGAUGGCUUUUGACAGACAGAGACUCAAACUACAAUUAAACUUGGAGAAAGCAAUAAACAAAGGACAAAGUCUUUUGAAGUUUGUUGGAUUUUUUUAUCAUAGUGAUGUUAGGGUUUUUCACACUAUAAAAAAUGUUUUUUAAUCCAUUCUUUCCAUAUAUUGAUUUUGAUUUUAUCCCAAGUAUAUUAUAGGGUACUAGCUUUUCCUAUAUGCUAAUACCAGUUUUUGCAUUGCAUGAAGAGUGAAUAGUGUUUAAAACAUUCAGACUCACAAUCUAAACUUUUGUUUCUUUUACUAGAUAUUUGUUUUGCUAUACUAAAUAUUUUACUGCAAGAGGCUACCAAUUAGAAUUAAGAAAGAAAAAUAUACUGCACAUAAAGUUUCAGGUUAGCAUGUGUAUUUUGCACCGUGCUGUUCAAUAUGUCAUGAAAUAUUUACAGAAAUGCCUUAAUUAUACAGACCUGUUAUUUGGAUAUGGGCAGCAUUUACAGUUUCCUGCAUCUCUUAAGUCAUCUAGCAGCUGGCUUUAAACCUAAGAUUCCACAUGUGUUGUCUGGACUGUGAGCAGACUGUCUCUGCAAAAUGAGGUGAACUCCUUGGUCAGAUAAUAAGCCUCAUUAUGAUAGGACAUACUGGAAAAUUGUAGUGUUGUGUUACAGUCAGGCUGAAACCAUAUUCAUCUCCCUUUUUUUCGCUUCCUGAGACUGGUCAUUUUGACUGGAGGGUGGUUUCCAAAAAAAAAAAAAGGCGAAAGGAAGAAAAGUCUAGAUUACACAUCAAAGCAAGAGAAGUGCUCUCAAACCAGUUAAUUAAAUAAAGAUUCGUCAUGGUAAAGUUUCAUUAUGUGCAUCUCAAUAAAUCUAUCACAUAAAAGUGUGCCUUUUGGCCUCACUGAAGCAGUGAUACAGCAUUUGAGAUAGAAUGCUGUAACUGUCUUUCAGGUCCACUGUUUUUGACAUCCUUUUUAACUUUUACUCUUACAAAUGCUUCGCAUGACAUUGGCUUAAAUAUGACUGUUAAGUUACAGUAUGUGAUGACCUGUUCUUUAUUAAAAUCUGUGAAUGUAAAAUAACCAGUGAGAACAAAUCAAGGUACAUUUGUUUAGUGCCAUUUUAAAUUGGGGAAAAAAAUGUCUUUUUAUCUGUCAUAAUUUUAUAUAUGCUUUUAAGCAUGUCUUUUUGAAUAUACCUUUCUAGUCUGCAUCCUCAAGGAAGCAUCAGGUUGUAAACUUGCUUAAAUUGGGGGUAGCUUGUUCCAGUUAAGCCACCAAGUCUGUUUAGCUCUCUGUUUGAUGCAUGAAAUUUGUUUUUCUGUAUCCUAUUUUGUUAAAUAAUUUGACCAUGAUUUUUUCAUUUGGGAUUUUGUGAGGUUGUUUACAACAAUACUUUUUGACUGUAGGGGUUACAUAGUAACCUUUUGGGAUGCUUUAAUAUACAGUAGAAAAUAAGAGUAGAACUUUAGUUAUUCUGUGCCUGUAAUACCAAUUAAAGAUGUGCACAAAGUAUGCUUUAUAUGAAUAUUGUGUUAACUAUGAAAUGCAUUAAAAUGUUUGUAAUAAACAAAGGAAAAGAUUUUUCUUA
Erpetoichthys calabaricus (reedfish) is the source of this 5192-nucleotide messenger RNA. It is a transcript of the gene atg5, whose product is annotated as ATG5 autophagy related 5 homolog (S. cerevisiae). The transcript is spliced from 8 exons. The record is from RefSeq and is a predicted model, not a curated record. Bases 386 to 1213 code for a protein of 275 amino acids. Gene Ontology annotation, cellular component: Atg12-Atg5-Atg16 complex; cytoplasm; phagophore assembly site membrane. Gene Ontology annotation, biological process: autophagy of mitochondrion; cellular response to nitrogen starvation; nucleophagy. Lineage: Eukaryota; Metazoa; Chordata; Cladistia; Polypteriformes; Polypteridae.